Molecule: messenger RNA, 9698 nt
Organism: Strongylocentrotus purpuratus (purple sea urchin)
Lineage: Eukaryota; Metazoa; Echinodermata; Echinoidea; Camarodonta; Strongylocentrotidae
Product: A disintegrin and metalloproteinase with thrombospondin motifs 9
Exons: 32
Coding region: 122-4711 (1529 amino acids)
Biological process (GO): proteolysis; extracellular matrix organization
Cellular component (GO): extracellular matrix
Molecular function (GO): zinc ion binding; metalloendopeptidase activity
Source: RefSeq, a predicted model, not a curated record
AGAUAUAUGUCGGUCAGGGCCAGACUGUGACACGUUAGGUCUAGCUGAGCUAGGAACAGUGUGUGACCCACUAAGGAGCUGCUCUAUUGUAGAAGACAACGGUCUAAGUGCUGCUUUCACUAUGGCUCAUGAACUAGGACAUGUAUUCAAUAUGCUGCAUGACAGUAACUUCAAAUGUCAGAGUGACAUAGUUGCAGGAAAGUACGCUGUAAUGGCCCCCACGCUCAACUACCAUUCCAGCCCAUGGAAAUGGUCCAAGUGCAGCCGAAACCAACUCACAGAAUUCUUAGAUCUUGGAUAUGGCGAAUGCUUAUUGGACAAACCGACCGGACCCCGCUCCCUGCCCGUCAGUCAUCCUGGAGAGGUGUACAACAUCACCCAGCAGUGUGAACUGGUCUUCGGCACAGGGUCAACGCUCUGUACCUACAUGACAGAAACUCCGAAGAGAACAUGUAAAAGGCUAUGGUGCACAGGAUAUUCAAGAGGUGUUCAGACUGGAUGUCGGACACAGCACAUGCCAUGGGCAGAUGGUACCCCCUGUGGCAGCCAUCAUUGGUGCUCCCAUGGCGAGUGUCGAGAAAAGGAGCAACACACAGAGGUGAUCGAUGGCCAGUGGGGCAAGUGGGGCGAGUACAGCGAGUGCUCCAGGACUUGUGGGGGCGGGGUCAAAGAGGCCAUGAGGAACUGUGAUAACCCCGCCCCAGGGAAUGGAGGGAAAUACUGCAUUGGACGAAGGCUUCGGUUCAGGUCUUGUAGCACACAGGAUUGCCCAGAGGGUUCCCAAGAUUUCAGGGAGAAGCAGUGCUCAGAGUUCAAUGGGAGCAAUCCACCAAUCAAUGGAGUUCCUCCAAACGUGAGAUGGGUACCUAAAUAUGAAGGAGUUCAACUCCAUGACAGAUGUAAACUUUACUGCCGUGUUAGUCAUUCCAGCGCGUACUAUGAACUGAAGAAAAAGGUUAGGGAUGGGACUAAGUGUGACCCUGAUAAUGAUGAUAUAUGUGUACAAGGACAGUGCAGGCAAGCCGGUUGUGACCAUGUAUUGAGCUCUAACGCCAAGCGAGAUGAAUGCGGAGUGUGUGGGGGAGAUAACUCUGCAUGUAGGAGGGAGAGAAGAACGUAUAAUCACGUCAGACAUGGAUAUACAAAAAUCAUCACUAUACCAUCAGGAUCAACACAAAUUGAAAUAAAACAGUAUUCAUUUAAUGGCAGAGCUGAGGAUGAUAAUUAUCUUGCCUUAUCCAAUGACCAGGAUCAAUUUAUUCUCAAUGGUAAUUUUAUAGUCAGCAUGUAUGCCAGAGAGAUCCAUAUAAACAAAACUGUACUACAAUAUAGCGGUUCAAGCAGAGCGGUAGAGACCAUCAUUAGCAACGACAAAAUACAGAGGGCAAUUAAUUUAUAUAUUUUAUCUGUAGGUGAUUUAAAUCCACCCAAUGUGUCGUAUUCCUUCAACGUGCCACACACGAACUUUCCGAUCUAUUUAUGGGAUCGAUCGGGGCCAUGGACAGAGUGUGAUAGAGACUGUUAUGGUAUGAAGCGAAGGGUUAUCCGAUGCAUGGAUGCUAAUGAUAACAGAGUAGUAGAUGACUCCAUGUGUGAAGGCCCAAGGCCCACUGAUCCUAUUGAAGAAGAAUGCAAUACAAGAUGUAUAGUUCGAUGGCACGUCAUGAGAGAAUCUGAAUGCAACGAACAGUGUAAGAAAACCAGAUUGAUCAAAUGCAUCAAAAAGAAGAGAAAAGGAGAAGAAUACUCUCAGGUUACGGAUGUUUACUGUAAUGCUGCAGAGCGCCCCCCUGAGACGAUCGAUUGCCAGGAUUCAUGCAGAACCAGUCGCUACAGAUGGGAGUAUUCGUUAUGGUCACAGUGUUCAAGAUCAUGCAAUACAGGCACAAGAUCCAGGGGGGCAUCGUGUCGUUACGGUGAGGGCUACAUCGUGGAUAACAGAUACUGUGAUCAUUCGUUACUUCACACAGUAGAGGACUGUAGCACGCACGGAUGCCCAGAGUGGUCAGCGCUAGAAUGGAGUGCAUGUUCAGUGACAUGUGGUGUAGGUGAAGAACUGAGAGAGGUUGCUUGCUAUCAGGAAGGAACCAAGGUAGAUUCAAGGCUCUGUGACAGCCUCACAAAACCUGAUGCCAGACAGAGAUGUGAGCAGAAACGCUGCCCUCACUGGGCACCUGGACAAUGGGAAUCGUGCUCUGUAACCUGUGGCAGCGGAUACCAGCGGCGAACCGUCGGCUGUCGAACUUUCGACGGCCAAUGGCUGGAUGAAUCAGAAUGCAGCGCUGGGGCAAAGCCCAUCGUAGAACAGGAGUGCAAGCUCCCUGAUUGCCCCAUCCCCACCACCACCACCGUCGCUCCUACUACCACCCAAGCUACGACUCCGCCCAGCAGAGAGAUCAUCACCAUGCCAGUGUUUGAUGAGAUUGUGGACAGGGGGAAUCCUGGUAUUUCUCCUGCAGCCAGGAGGAGGAUCUUCAGGAGCCAAUGGAGAACAGGAGCAUGGACACCAUGUUCGAUGACUUGUGGACCGGGCAUCAGGGAAAGAUAUGUGAGUUGCCGUGACGGCUAUGGCAACAUUGACAACACAGACUGUGACCCUGACCUUCGACCUCUGUCCAUGGAGAUGUGUGAGCUCAAGUCUUGCCCCCAUUGGAGGACAGGGGACUGGAGAGAGUGUCCAGUCUCCUGUGGGGAAGGAGUGACGACGCGUUACGUUGCCUGUGUUUACAACGACGACACGAUUACAUCCAAUGCCGAGUGUGAUCCUGAGAUCAAACCAAGCAGAGAACACUCCUGCAAUGGCCAAGAUUGUCCUACCAAUAGACCUAGAGGGCGCACUUUACAUGACAAUUAUGACAAUAGGAUUGGUGCAAGGCACAGCUGGAGGACAAGCACAUGGAGUCCAUGCAGUGUUUCGUGUGGUGAGGGGUCGAGGCAACGCAGGGUGGAAUGCCUGGAUGACAACAACAGGAUAUCAUCGUACUGUGAUCAGACCUCCAGACCAACUGAAGCCGAGUCUUGUGAGGUGGAGCCCUGCCCCUCCUGGGACUACGGAGAAUGGGGUCAGUGCUCCAGAACUUGUGAUGGAGGAGUCCAAUCAAGGGUUGUAAAGUGCAGGAGGCGAAACGGCCAAACUGUAUCAGACAGCCGGUGUGACCAUAGGAAACCAGAGAAUUCCACCACUUGCAAUACUCAAAGGUGCCGGCCACGGUGGCAUACAGGAACAUACUCAUCGUGCUCUGUAACUUGUGAUAAAGGUCUGAAGACUCGUAUCGUCGUCUGCCAGUAUGAAGACGGUAGCCUGGCUGUGGAUUCUGAAUGCGAGGGCGAGGAGAAGCCUCCAACUGAACGAGAAUGCAGGAAACCAUCGUGUGCCAAAUGGAAAUCAGGAGAUUGGGGAGAGUGUUCAGUGACUUGCGGGCGGGGCACCCAGGAAAGGGAGGUGGUGUGCGCCAGUAAUAACCAAGAGGUGAAUUCGAGUCUGUGCCCGGGGGAGCUACCAAGGACCAGUAAGUCGUGUCGGAGAAACUCCUGUCCGAGCUAUAGGUGGAAGAAGGGGCGAUGGACCCAGUGCAAUGAGACUUGUGGAGGCGGAUUAAAGCUAAGAGAAGUUUGGUGUCAAGAUAAUAAAGGUAGAAGGGUCACUGAUGAAUACUGCCAGGCAACCAGGAAGAAACCCACUCACAUGAGGAAGUGCAAUGUUGACCCUUGCCCUCCAAGAUACAUCACUGGAGCAUUCUGGGUAGAAGGGCUAUGGGAAGAGUGCACAAGAACCUGUGGGGCUGGAGAGCAGAUUCGGGAGAUCACAUGUCAAGAGCUGAGCGAAGAUGGUUGGCGUAUCCCAUCAGACCUCAGUACGUGUAACCCAGCAACCAAGCCUGAAUCCACCAGGAGAUGUAACAUGGGAACAUGUUUCGGUGAUGUCCACUGGAAAAUUGGUCCAUGGGCUACGUGUUCUAAGUCUUGUGGAGAUGGUGUACAACGUCGUAAGGUUCAAUGCCAGGCUCGUCAUGGGAAGAUCAUGCCUGAUCGUUUCUGCCGUCAUCCUGCCAUCAAACCAGAGACUGAGAGGAUAUGUAACAGUAGGGCAUGUCCACCAACGAGUUGUAGAGAUCUGCAGGAGAUACAGAACAUCCAGGAGGAUGGGGACUAUUCCAUGUUGAUCCAGGGUAGACUGCUCCAGAUAUUCUGUCAUGGGAUGGCAGGGAGCAAUCCAGCUGAAUAUCUUACACUUCCAGCUUCAGAAGCUGAAAACUAUUCUGAAAUUUAUACCAAAAGGUUAUUAAAUCCCAGUUAUUGCCCCAAUAACGGAGCAAGAAAUGACGACUGUGAAUGCUCAAACUAUGGACAUCGGUAUCCGGGGCUAACAUCAUUCAACAAGAUUAGAAUAAAUGUUACAACAUUAGAAGUUAUAACCGAUGAUCCUACUUUUGCCACCGUGCAUCAUGGUCAUUUUAUACCCUACGCUACGGCAGGAGACUGCUUUAGUGUAGUCCCUUGCCCCCAGGGCCGCUUUCAUGUGAGCCUAAAUGGGACAGGCCUUGUGGUGGCGCCAGAUGUAGACUGGUCAACAGAAGGCCACUCAGUAUCAAGACAAAUAUCAAGAGAUGCUAUUAAUCAAAGAGUUAGUGGUAUCUGCGGUGGAUAUUGUGGAAAAUGUUUUCCAGACAGGGGAGACGGAAGAUUAUUACCUCUAACAUUCCAAUCAUGACUCAGGGACAUGUAGAUUAUUCCAAUUGUCUUGUACAUGCUGUAAAUACUAUUUUUAUUAUUUAUCACAAGAUGUAUUAUAGUAAACCAGAGAUAAUUUAUAUUUUAUAUACAGCACUUUGAUAUAAGAGAAGAAAAAAAACUCAAUAUUUUUGUGGGAGAUAUGGCCAUUGUGGGGAGGAGAAGGGAGAGGGGGUUCAUUAAAGGGGGUGGGGGUAGGGAGGGAUGUAGAGAGAGGCUCUGUUUGUUUUGACUACCGUGGCAAGAUGACGCAGAGAAAUGGACCAAUGCUUGACUAUUCUUCAGGAUCUUCUGAAACUCAACAACGAAUGCUGCAAUUCUGACUGUAUUUUUGCUGUCGUGUUGUUUGGACUGCCUGAGACUUUGAACUUCUGGUUAUGCAAGACUUUGUUUUUAUAACAUGCUUUUCUGUUGUUCUGCUUUGUACAUGUAUUGAGAACAAGUCCAGCAAUUUGCAUUAAUAUGGUGUUAUUAAGUGUUUGCAUAUUUUUAUCAAAACAACAACAACAAAAAUAUUUUUGUUGGAAUCUACAUGGAAUCUUUAAAAAAUAUGGCUUUUAUACUGUUUUAUACACGAGGUAUUAUAGAAACUCUUGCAAACUCUAACACAUUCAUGUUAUUUAUGUUAUGCUUUUUUUUUACAUAAAUAUGUUAUUGUUGCUUGUGUCCCUUUUGUAAUAGGAAAGGAUUUUCUAUAUAAUUUUUGUUAACUUGGUUAACAGUCUACCUCUGUAUAGGUUCUUACAGAUGCUAAAAAAAUGAAGAGUUAGAGUUCGUAUGUGAACAAUGAGGUCAUUAACAGUUUCAGUUACCUGUAUGUUAUUUAAAGAAUUUUUUCAAAUGCACAAAUUAAUCACAAUUUAUGACUAUGCAAAAGGACUACCCGUAAAAAAAAACACUGCCCAAGUUCGAUACCUCAAUUAAAGUCACAAAUGCAUAUAUGCUGCUUCAACUCCUAUUUACAUGUAGUGUAGUAUGUUUCUGCCAUAUAUUCAACUCAGGGCCGGUGCUUUUGACUGCUAAAGAAAUCCUCACUGAGGCAGAAAAAGGUUAAUAUUUCCUGUGACACAAGCACUGCUUCAAAUUUGAAGUUCGAGUGACGUUAGUUAGCGAUUUAUAGUGUGUGUGUGUGUGCACAUAGUGAUGAUCUGACAAACAUUUGUUAUUACACCGUAUUUUUGAUAGAUAUACAUGUAUGUAGUUCCAAAGUGAUAGAUGAAAAUGAUAGUGUAUAUGCAGGGUUCUUAGAUGCUUUCUUGCCUGUGCAGUUAUUUUAUGUCUCACAUUACCGAUAAAUAACUUUUUAUAGUAUUUUCUACCCCCUUCGAUAUAUUCCUGUUUUUGUGGAUAGUAAAUUUCAAUGACUCAUGUAUCAAUUGUGAUAACAUAGAGUGUUUUUUCUUUAUUUGAUGCAAAUCGAGCUUUAAUACUGAUGGAAUAUUGGUGGGUUUUAUUUUCUGGAUUUACUCAAAUCGGGAGUAGAAAGGAUUACAACACGUAAACUAGAGCAUCCUGUAAGCAUUCUAUUCAAUUCAUUUUCUGGCUUUAAAUACGAUUAUUAUUAGGUUUCUUAGAAGAAUUUAGGUGAUGCUGAUCGAGGUUGAGAUGUAUGAAAUAUUGGAGAUCUACUCACUGCCAAUUUUUAUGCCUCGAUUUUACAGUCAUGAUUCAUGCAAUGUUACUUGGGACCACUGGAAUACAAAUAAGAUUCCAUUGACCAAGUCAUACAUGGUAUCGAUACUGAUAUUUUUUGUAACAAAAAUUGACUCCAUUUUGUUAUUCAUAGUCUGGAACAGAAAUCAAAUAAAAUAGACAUGUUCUUGAGAGCCUCGAUUAAUCAGCAUUUAGCCAAAUUUUGACGUACAUGCAUAGUAUUGUCUUAUACUGUUAUGAUUUUAGAAAAAUGGUGUACAUCAUAUCAUAUGUCAAGGAAUGUUCAUGGUAGUUCUUACUGUCUUUGUAUUUUUUUUACGUUCAAUGUUUGAAUUUUUUACCCCGAUAAUUUGCAAUGUGGUGAAAGGUAGGAAAUGGAAAAGCUAUUUUAAUACAUGAUAUGUCAAAUGGUGCUGCCUAUUCUAUACAAGUACAAGCUGAAAGUAUGGUACUUGAAUCUUCUGUGUGAUGUACAUAUGUAUAUAUAUUCAUUAACUUAAAAAACAGUAUUCUCUAGAACUAUGCAAUGUUAUACAGGAGUUAUUUGCUCCCUUGUUUAUGUAAAUGAUGCUUGUCAUUUUUUAGGAGUCUUUUUCAUCAUUAUUUAUGUUCAUUCUGCCAAACACAACCCCCCCCCCCCCCUCUAUACGUUUACAUUGUAUUUCCAUAUAUCUCUUUGGUCAAUUGAUGCGUGGUGAGAUGUUGCAGACAUCUAUUGUGGUAUUUUUUUAGCCUUUAUAUUUCAUAUUGAACUUGUUUUCUAUUUUAGUAUUAUAGUAUGUAUAUUUUGGAUUUCAUCAGAAAAGAAACAAAUGAUCACUCCUUGGAUAACAAUGUCUGUUAUGAAAUAAAAAAGGGAUAAAUGUAGAAAGGAAUACUAGACCUAGGAAACAAUACUGAGAUGGUGGAAAAUACUAAUAUAUUACAGGAGGUGGAAAUAAUAUAUUACAGAUAAAUGAUAUUGACCUAGAUCAUGAACUCUCUAACUUUUGAAGCAAACACAAAACAAUAUUAGCAAUCAUUCCAGUCAGCAUUGUAAAAGGAAUCAGAGAAUUGCAUACCGGUAAAUGCAUGUAGCUCAAACUUUUGUUUUGAAUUAUUCCUUCUGUCAGCUUGUUGUCAGCAUGACACAUUGCUAAAGUAUUCUUUUCAUGACAUUCUUUUAGAUUGAUUCAGUCUUCUUCUUUCUUUUUACUAGAUGUUGAUGGUAGAUCAUAGAGCGCAAAUAUUAACUUUUUAGAAUAAAAUGUUUUCAUGAAUAUGGUGCUUAUAUUUCAUUUUUAACCAGUAUAUAAAAAAUCUGCUUUUCUAUCAAUACAUGUGUUGAACUUGCUUGGAAAAAUAUUAUUUUCUUCUUUUACGAAUAUUUAGUGAGACUAUUUAAUGCCGAUUUUGAAAGCCAACUUGCAAUGCUCACUGUUCGUUGUCAUAUUGUGUUUCUUCCAGUUGUACAUGUAUACACACGUAAUUCCAUUUUAACAUUACUGUGUUUAAUGAUCUACUUUGUGUCUCUGUCAGCAUAUUUGUGAAAGAAAACCUACAAUCCUUUGAAAAUAUGUCACAUUAUAUUGCCAAAGAGAAUAGAUUUUAGCCAGUCAGUACCAGAUUCUGGAUUGCUUUGACAUUAUCAAUGUAUAUCACAUUAGAGCAAUUAUUGACAUAAAAUUUACGUCAACAAAGGCCACAUCCCAAAGUGAAAAUGUCUCCCAUCAGCAAUCUUCAAGCUUGUCAGUCAAUAUUAAUUUGGUAAACAAAUAAACAUGUAGACUUCUAUGAUUGCGAUUAAACGUUUGUGAAAGAAAAGACCAGUUUACUAAAAUAUUCAAAUUCAAAGAGGUUUCUACCCAGACUUGGGUAUGGACUAACUCUAACUCAAACUAGGCAUAGAUAGAAUGAAAGUCUGUACGCAAUUUUGCAUUCUGACUUUUAACAUGCAUGUACAAUAAUUUGAAUGCAAUAAUUUUGUUACUUAACAUAAGUCUAGGCUGUUUGCUGUUUAAAUAGAGUCUGUGAAUUUAAAUGCAUUUAUGUAAUGAUCUGUUCACCUGGUUGUCACUAGCAACUUUUGGUUUAGAAGAACUGGGAUAUAUAAAAUUUGAUUAUUUAGUAAACUGGUCUAUUCUCCCUCUAUCUUUGCUGCUUGAGCCAUGCAAGGCAUUUCCAGAACAGCAACAGGGUAUUAUACAGUAUUAAACUAGACUGCAAUCACACAACAACCCACAAUCACACCUACAGGACCGACAAUAUUAAAGACAAUACUGAAUUGGCCAAGUAUUGGUUGGUGUGGAGUCAGUUUGGCAGUAUGAUUGGGGCAUGUGGUAGACCAACUCAGAAAAUGCCCCAGUGACAAACUAGAACAAGUUUUAUGGGAUCUGUGAGGAAUAUUUCCAUUCCUACAAGAAAUUUGUAUUUUAUCUUGGGCAUUUUUUAUGGUGCUUCCCACCUCAUUGUGGAACGAGCUUGUGAGUUUUUUAAACUUGCUUUGAAGUUUAUUACCAGUCAGUGUGUAGCUCUACUAUUUGGUCCUUAUGUUUCUAUGCUGCUUAUGAAAUAUAAGGCUGAAACUGUGACAGUAUUUUGUGUUUAUCACUGCAUUAUCUUGAGGGAAUAAGGUUUGUUGAUUGUAGUGGAGUAUAUGACCAUUUGUAACUGGACUAGUUUUCAUGCUUGAUUAUUAACUAGCAAAGAAAAUGGUUAUGAAUAUUAUCAUGGACUUCAUAUCAAGACUACUGGCAACUCCUCUGCCACAAAUGAAUUAUUUUUGCUAAAUGAUUGAAGAUAUUGUGGGAGAAUAAUUUGCAUUUACAAAGCUGCAGUCAUGGAGAUCUUUCACUAAUGAAUCAUGGUUAAUAAUUACAUUUAGAUCAUGAUAAUUAAUUUUAGUUUCAAAAUCAUAGCUUUAGGACACAAAAGAAAAUAAUUACCCUUUUUUUGACAUGUUCAACAUACAUUCUGUGGGGAUAUUGUUUUCAAUGUUCCUUUUACAAACAAAACUUAAUAAAAUUGAAAAUUUGAAACUUUAGCAUCACACCUACAAGUAAAACCAUAUUACACUUAUUGUAAUUGAGAUCAGUUCUUGAAACAACAUUUCUAGCAAUGUACCACAGGUCUAUAUACAUGCUGCAAAAGACCGAGGACUCCAUCAUACUUCUGAAGUCUUUUAUGUAUUUCUUCAUUUUAUUCAUUCUUUCUACUAUCAGAGAAUGAAUGUGUGAUCUGUACAUAGUCCUUUAAUACAAAAUUAAAACAUGAAUUGAAUAUUUAAAAGGUCAAAAGAAAAAAAAUACAAUAAACAAUGAUGAAAAGGAAUAUAA